AAAGGACCAGGGUUGUGAAAGAGAGAAAAAAGCAAGCAGGGCAGGAAGCGGCAUCUCCGAGCCAGGGUGGCCAGGAAUGAGAUGAGAAUUAAAUAAACCUAAGGAAAAAUCCAGAGAGAUGUUUCAGGCUAAAAUGUCCACCACAGCGGCCACAGGCCAUGAUUCUGCCUGCAGUCAAGGAGCCAGCGUUGUACAAAGAUCAAAGUCUUUUAGUAUGAAGCCUGCAGUGAAAGAACUGUGCUCUUCCUGCCAGACAACAGUCUACCCCAUGGAGAGGUUGGUCGCCGACAAACAGAUCUUCCACAACCGAUGCUUUUGCUGUAAGCACUGCAGUACCAAACUAAGCCUGGGCACUUAUGCAGCUCUACAUGGAGAAUUUUACUGUAAGCCUCACUUCCAGCAACUUUUCAAAAGCAAAGGGAACUAUGAUGAAGGCUUUGGACGUCGACCUCAUAAGGAUCUGUGGACCCACAAAGAACAGGAAGCUCCUGGCGACAAGGCGCCUUGAGGGUGCUAAAUAUUCAUCUCGCUAGGGGCUUAGCUUUUUUAUUCUUAAUGCACUUGGAUGGAGUCUUGAUGUGCCUCAGUGGGUGGGUUCCAAUGCAGAUAAAGGCACUUUCUAUGUGAUUGCAUUGCGCACUUAGUCCCUCCUAGUGGUGGGAGUGUUUAAGUGCAAAAUCUCGAAGACACCUGGGCCAUGAAUAUUUUGGCCUUGCUUCAUCUCAUGGAGUAGACAUGUUGUCCCUUUAAAUUCUAGGUCCCGGUGGCUUCUUGAAUUUGUCUGGUGGAAGGUGGGUGAAGGAGGGCAUGCAAAUUGUUAUUAAUAACAUUAUCCACAGCAGCAAGUAGUAAAUUAUCGCAUGGGCAUGUUUCGGUGGUUAGGAGACAUCCGGCAACUGCUGCUGCCUUUUUAAUUUACAGAUCUCAGGGGGAGAGCUGGGGGCUAAGCUGUAUCCAUUGCGUAGCAAGACCAUUCAUUCCCAGGGAUCCAGCUUUCCUAGGAUAGGCUGGUAUAAAGACUUGGCAUUGCCAGUAAUAGGGGCACAUGUGUUGACAGCUUUGCCCUCUUUUUCUGCUUGGCAACCUCAGGGGAUAUGCUACCAAUGUCAGAGUGGCGCCCGGUGACCCCUAUCAUUCACCUUCCUCCAGUCUUUUUAAAAAGAAGAAACAAAACUUCACCACUUUCUCUCUUUAUGCUGGAAAGAGAACCUGCAACAUUCCUUAACUCUUUCACUGCCAGCCGAGGACGACUGUCGGGUGAAGAGUUACCAGUACUCUGCACUGGGAUUGGGUUUUGUUUACAGACUGUUUUUAAAAUAUCCCUGAGCCUUGAUUGUACAAUAAAAGCCUCUGUAGGAUCUCUCGCA
Molecule: messenger RNA, 1367 nt
Organism: Bufo gargarizans (Asiatic toad)
Lineage: Eukaryota; Metazoa; Chordata; Amphibia; Anura; Bufonidae
Gene: LIMD2
Product: LIM domain containing 2
Exons: 5
Coding region: 119-508 (129 amino acids)
Biological process (GO): actin filament bundle assembly
Cellular component (GO): actin cytoskeleton; plasma membrane
Molecular function (GO): actin filament binding
Source: RefSeq, a predicted model, not a curated record